AUGGACACGGCGGCCGCGCCGAGGCGGCACCAGCAGCACCCGGCGCUGGGCGGUGGGCGGCGUAGGGGGCGGCGCGGGGGCGUGGCGCCGGUGCGGUGCUCGGGCUCGCCGGCGCAGGAGUUCGCAGCGCUGGCGUCGGUGUUCCGGCGGCGGCUGGUGGUGGGGGCGAGCACGGCGGCGGCCGCGGCCGUGGGGGCCAACUUCGGGGGCGUCACCAGCUUCCUCCUCGGCCUCUCCCCGGAGCUCGGCCGCUCGCUCCGGCUCGACGUGCUCUACCCCGUCGGCGGAUUCACCCGCUGCCUCGACUCCGACAGCGGAUUCGAGUUCAUCUAUCCAGCAAACUGGGUUGGAGACCAAACAAUACUAUACAAUCAAAUUAAGAAAGCAGAGCUGCAGAGAUCACUAGACCCUCCGCCAUUGACAAGUGGGAGUUCUCCAUCUCGACCUCGGAACGUCAGUGGACCGGUGGCGGCUUUUGGCCCUCCGGGAUCCAACGGGGAGCUCAAUGUCAGCGUCAUUGUGUCGACCGUUCCACAAGACUUCUCGAUCGAGUCUUUCGGUGGUCCUAAAGAUGUUGGGGAAGUGGUGCUGAGAAGGAUCGCAAGGACAAAACGGAACCCAGAUAUCAGUGCUACUCUCAUUGAUGCUGCAUUGAGAGAAGACACCGUGAACAAUGUGAAAUACUACAAGCUAGAGUUCCGAGUCGAAAGCCCUUCUUUUCGACGGCACAAUGUGGCGGUCUGCUGCGCGAGAGACGGCAAACUGUACACCUUGAAUGCCCAGGCGCCGGAGUCGGCAUGGAGAUCGGUUAAGGAAGAGUUCUUUGCGAUGGCGGAUUCCUUCAGCCUAAUGGUUGAUGUUUGA
Messenger RNA from Triticum turgidum subsp. durum (durum wheat), 864 nucleotides. NCBI's taxonomy places the organism in Eukaryota, Viridiplantae, Streptophyta, Magnoliopsida, Poales, Poaceae. The record is from the annotation of a GenBank genome assembly.